AUGACUACCGAUACCACCUCUCUCAGUCCUACCGCCCCUACGACAAGGCUCAAUGUCGCUGCUACUCAAUCUGAUCCAGAAUUGAACAAGCUGGAUGCGGUAAAUGGGAAAUUACCAAAUGGGCAUGAUGCUUUGGAUCUUGCUGAUUCGGCCCAACACGCUGAUAAGCUCGAAGCCAAGAGACUGGAACAUGAACGACAAAGACAUGCUCAACGGGCUAGGUUCGAACAGCAAAUGCAGGAACUCGAAGCUUCUCAACUUGCUGAAGAACGUCAAUUGCUCAAUGGUAAUACCCCCGCUGGCGAAGCUGCCUCUGCACCCACCACUCCUCCCGGUAGAUUACCCCACGGUACGACCGCUUCUGUUUCAGACAACAAAGAAGCCCCAGCACCUAUCGGUCCACCAGGAAGAGAACGAGAAGGUCUCAACGGCGCGAAGAGCAUGCCCGGAAGCAGAAGAACUAGCACUUACGGAGGUACUUUCGGGAUGGAGAAAUUGAGCUUGAGCGUUAUGGCUGAUGCAGGAAGAAGAGAUUGGACGGAAGAUGAUGAUGUUGACGCCGAGGGUGCCCAAAGCUCCGUCAAAUACCUUCAAAUGGGUGAUGAUGAUCCUUUCCCUGGUAUUCCCAAGUCAGACAACAAGCGACUUUCCACCGCCUCUGCUGCUCUUGAUCUCGCUCCUUUAUCGCAAACACCACCUCGUGCAUUCGGUUCUCGACCUUUUGAAACUUCUUUAAAGACCUCUGAAUGGCCCCAAUUUUCUGCUGUUCCAGCUACCGCCAAUGCCAACACUGCUAGAGGAAUGACCUCGCCCCUCCCAGGACAAGGUCUUAUGAGUGAUGAUGGUCGAGAUCCAAUCCUUGGAAGCAGAAAGACCUCCCCCACCGGAAUGGCAGAUUCCAUUGCCAGUCUUCCUGCCAUGCCCAGUAAAUCUGUUCCAGCUACUCCUUUUGGCUUCAACAGUAUUAGCGGUGCCAAGCGAGCUCCUGGUCCACAGGAGAACGCUGGUGAAGGAUUGAGUCACGCUCAAAGAGGUUUCUCAAACCCUGAUUUGGCGAGAGCUUUCGGUAAAGUUGGUGGAGGUUUUUCCAUGAACGAAGCUGGUCGACCCUACGACGCUUACAACGCUUUCCCUCCUUCGGGUGCAUUCAACCCUCAGACCGCCUACGACCCUUAUGGCUUUGAUGACGAUGGAUAUGGUUCCGGAGCACUCUAUCCCGGUGGAUCUAUCGGUUUGAAGAACAAGCGAGCUGAUCAAGAUAGAGAGUUCAACCGAUUCACCGGAGUUCGAAUCGAAGAUAUCCAGGGAGAGCUUCUUCCACUCUGUAAAGAUCAACAUGGAUGUAGAUACUUGCAGAAGAAACUGGAAGACGGUGAUCCGAAACAUAGAGAUAUGAUCUUCAACGAGACAUACGGUCACUUCCCCGAACUCAUGACUGAUCCCUUCGGUAACUACCUCUGUCAAAAGUUGCUUGAAUACUCUACGGAAGAACAACGAUCUGCCAUCAUCGACUCGGUGGCCAAUGACCUCGUCGGUAUUUCACUCAACAUGCAUGGUACCCGAGCGGUCCAGAAGAUGGUCGAUUUCCUCGCUCAACCUAGACAAGCCAAACAGAUCAGAACUUUGAUCAUGGCUUUGAGUCUGAACGUCGUAGCGUUGAUCAAGGAUCUGAACGGUAACCAUGUCAUCCAAAAAUGCCUUAACAAGCUUAUCCCCGAAGACAACCAAUUCAUCUACAAUGCCAUUGCUGCCAACCUGAUCGAAGUUGCAACCCAUCGACACGGUUGUUGUGUGCUCCAACGAUCGAUCGAUCACGCCUCACCAGCACAAAGAAUGCAACUAGUCACUGAGAUCAUCUUCAACUCCCUCUACUUGGUACAAGAUCCUUUCGGUAACUACGUUAUCCAAUACAUCCUGGAUCUCAACGAUGCUAGAUUCUCUGAACCAUUGAUCAGAACUUUUAUCGGUAAUGUCUGUUCGUUAUCUGUACAAAAAUUCUCCUCCAAUGUCGUCGAGAAAUGUGUUCGAGUGGCCGAUCCAGAAGUUCGAAAAGGAUUGGUAGGAGAAUGUCUCAACCGAUCUCGUCUUGAGAAGUUGCUCAGAGACAGCUACGGAAAUUAUGUCAUCCAAACUAUCUUGGAUUACUGUGAUAUCGGACAAAGAAUGCUCCUUGUCGAACUCAUCCGACCCAUUCUCCCAUCUAUCCGAAACACUCCUUAUGGUAAACGAAUCCAAUCCAAACUUGCUCGAGAAGACGCCUCCUUCAGCCCUUACGGCCAAGGCAAUGGUUACGGUGGUAACGGUGGUGGCGGUGGUGGUGGACGAGGGUACGGACGAGGUGGUUAUCAUGGAUCCAACCGGGGACACAUCGGUCGACCUCAAUUACAACAUGUCAACGCUUUGACCGAUAUCUACGGCGGCGGUGGACCCUUCAUGCAAUACGGUGGAGGACACAUGCAUCCUGGACAAGCCCAUUUUCACGGUGGUGAAAGAGGAGGACCUGGUGGACCACCUCCACCCCAAAUGGGACCUACUCAUACUGGAAUGAGCUACCAUGCUCCUGGACCCGAUGGUCAACCAUGGUUACAUCUUCGAGGACCCACCGGUGGACCCGCACCCAACUGGCAUCUUCAAGAUGGACCUGGUGGACCCCCUCAUCCCCACGGACCUCAUCCUGGCAUGCAAGGGCAACAACCUCCUUCAGUCGAAACCAACGGUGCGGAAGUGAUCCUUCCUGAAGAAAGCCUUGUUGGAGGUGCAGGUGUACCAGCCGGAAAUUGGCAAGAUCAACAAGGUCAACCAUUUGUUCCUUACCACAACGCUCCUCCAAUGAUGUAA
This is a messenger RNA of Kwoniella mangroviensis CBS 8507, 2838 nucleotides long. RefSeq lists its product as uncharacterized. The record is from RefSeq and is a predicted model, not a curated record. Gene Ontology annotation, biological process: post-transcriptional regulation of gene expression. Gene Ontology annotation, cellular component: cytoplasm. Gene Ontology annotation, molecular function: mRNA binding. The transcript has 9 exons. The coding region runs from base 1 to 2838 and encodes 945 amino acids. NCBI's taxonomy places the organism in Eukaryota, Fungi, Basidiomycota, Tremellomycetes, Tremellales, Cryptococcaceae.